Molecule: messenger RNA, 2025 nt
Organism: Odobenus rosmarus divergens (Pacific walrus)
Lineage: Eukaryota; Metazoa; Chordata; Mammalia; Carnivora; Odobenidae
Gene: SMAD9
Product: SMAD family member 9
Exons: 5
Coding region: 226-1524 (432 amino acids)
Biological process (GO): regulation of transcription by RNA polymerase II; BMP signaling pathway; anatomical structure morphogenesis
Cellular component (GO): heteromeric SMAD protein complex
Molecular function (GO): DNA-binding transcription factor activity, RNA polymerase II-specific; I-SMAD binding; RNA polymerase II cis-regulatory region sequence-specific DNA binding
Source: RefSeq, a predicted model, not a curated record
AGUUGGCCAGCCCCUUCUAGAGCCUAAGAGAAAAUCAACCCAGUUCCCAAAUGUAAUUGGUCAGUUACUUCCAGAAGAAAAGAAAGACCUAUGACAUCCCUGGAGAGUUCUUACCUAUGACAUCCCCGGAGUGUUACUUACUGCGAUCUUCCCUCAGGCCCUGCAGGCAAUAACGGGCUGUCUGUCCAGUUCCUGUUUGCCCUGGACACCUGCAGUUCACCUCUUAUGCACUCCAGCACCCCCAUCAGCUCCCUCUUCUCCUUCACUAGCCCAGCAGUGAAGAGACUGCUAGGCUGGAAGCAAGGAGAUGAAGAGGAAAAGUGGGCAGAGAAGGCGGUAGACUCGUUAGUGAAGAAAUUAAAGAAGAAGAAAGGAGCCAUGGAUGAGCUGGAGAGGGCCCUCAGCUGUCCAGGGCAGCCCAGCAAAUGUGUGACAAUUCCCCGGUCCCUGGACGGGCGGCUGCAGGUGUCCCACCGCAAGGGUUUGCCCCAUGUCAUUUAUUGCCGAGUGUGGCGCUGGCCUGACCUCCAGUCUCACCACGAGUUGAAGCCACUGGAGUGCUGUGAGUUCCCAUUUGGUUCCAAGCAGAAAGAGGUGUGCAUUAACCCCUAUCACUACCGCCGGGUGGAGACUCCAGUGCUGCCGCCUGUCCUCGUGCCAAGGCACAGUGAAUAUAACCCCCAGCUCAGCCUUCUGGCCAAGUUCCGCAGCGCCUCGCUCCACAGUGAGCCUCUCAUGCCGCACAACGCCACCUAUCCGGACUCUUUCCAGCAGCCUCCGUGCUCUGCCUUCCCUCCCUCGCCCGGGCCCGGGCACGUGUUCUCACAGUCCCCAUGCACCGCUGGCUACCCUCACUCCCCAGGAAGCCCCUCGGAGCCAGAGAGCCCCUAUCAACACUCAGACUUUCGGCCAGUUUGCUAUGAGGAGCCGCAACACUGGUGCUCAGUCGCCUACUAUGAACUCAACAACCGAGUUGGGGAGACGUUCCAGGCCUCCUCCCGCAGCGUGCUUAUCGAUGGAUUCACAGACCCUUCAAAUAACAGGAAUCGAUUCUGUCUUGGACUUCUUUCUAAUGUAAACAGAAACUCAACAAUAGAAAACACCAGGAGACACAUAGGAAAGGGUGUGCAUUUAUACUACGUCGGGGGCGAGGUGUACGCCGAGUGUGUGAGCGACAGCAGCAUCUUUGUACAGAGCCGGAACUGCAACUAUCAGCACGGCUUCCACCCGGCCACCGUCUGCAAGAUCCCCAGCGGCUGCAGUCUCAAGAUCUUCAACAACCAGCUCUUUGCUCAGCUGCUGGCUCAGUCGGUUCACCACGGAUUUGAAGUCGUCUAUGAGCUGACUAAGAUGUGCACUAUCCGCAUGAGCUUUGUUAAGGGCUGGGGAGCUGAGUAUCAUCGCCAGGAUGUCACGAGCACCCCCUGCUGGAUUGAAAUUCAUCUUCAUGGACCACUGCAGUGGUUGGACAAAGUUCUGACUCAGAUGGGCUCUCCACAUAACCCAAUUUCUUCAGUGUCUUAACAGCCAGUCAUGUCUUAACCUACAUUUCUAUAGAAUAGAUGCUAUUGCAGGCAGUGGCUUAUAUAGCAUUUCAGAUUUGCAAUUAACUGAAGUUUCUAAGUACAUAAUGUAAAUACUUAUAAUAUAUACUAUUCAUAUUUUUUAUCACCAGUUGUUUUGUGCUAGAAUUUCUAGUCAACCUGAUGCCAGUACAACGUGAUUAGAAAAGCAGGUUUUUCAUGCCUAUGCUAUAGGAAGAAGCGGCUUCUUUUGUGGGAGGAAAUAAAUGAAAGGCAAUUGCGUCAAUAGAAUUUGAAAAAUGUUGGCAGAAAAAAAAGGCAGCGUUAGUCAGCCGUGUCAUUAUAAGGCAUGUUGUGUGGCCUACCAGAAAAAUAUCAAAACUGUUUAUAUCUUACAAAUCAGGGUACUAGCAGCACUAGAGAAAGUGACACUUUCAGACAAAAGAAAACAGUCAAACCCGUAACAUUUAAACAGUCUCACUUUUAGUGCUAUUGGCAAGAA